Molecule: messenger RNA, 540 nt
Organism: Beta vulgaris subsp. vulgaris (sugar beet)
Lineage: Eukaryota; Viridiplantae; Streptophyta; Magnoliopsida; Caryophyllales; Amaranthaceae
Exons: 4
Coding region: 1-540 (179 amino acids)
Source: RefSeq, a predicted model, not a curated record
AUGCUAAUCCUUACCUGGUGGCCAUACCGCUUUCUCAGCACUCAACAACCACUUAUUAUUUCUGCUUGGAAUGAUCUUGCCGGGCCAGAUUGUGAUCGCCUCUCAACUUGGGCUGCAAAAUUCAAUAUAAUUCGAUUCACAGCCUUAAAAGUCACAUCUCAUAAAGGAUUACCACUUGCAUCAACCAUGUCUACUACAAUAAUUCAUGAGCCAAAUGGAGACAGAGCAGCUGCCCUUGCAGAAUGGGCAUUGCGCCACAGGGACACCCUGGCAGAUAGGCAAGCAAGAGUCUUAGAUGUAAGGAACACAUCAAAAGAAAGGCAGGUCAUGACAAUCUGUGCACUAAAGGAAAAAAAGGAUGUUAACACACUUCAAGACGAACGACAAUUCUUGAGAGUGGUUGUCCCCGAACCUAGCUUUGAAAAAUUGCACGCAUACCUUGGUUGCUCUAACUGCAACAAGCGAACCGAUGUGCCAGCAGGGGAGACACACACAUGCCUUAAUUAUGGACAGGAAAAUGUCAUCUCCAUCCCUAGGUAA